Messenger RNA from Porites evermanni, 10963 nucleotides. The record is from the annotation of a GenBank genome assembly. Lineage: Eukaryota; Metazoa; Cnidaria; Anthozoa; Scleractinia; Poritidae.
AUGAAUAAUUCGUCGUCCGAAGUAUCUCCAGAAAAUUUUUCUCUUUUACCCGACGUUCCUAUCCGAUUUCUAGAACAUUCCUACGAAAGCCAAAACGCCUGUUAUUACGAGCUGGAUUUCAUCUUUUGGAUCUUAAAUGGUGUGAUUGGAUUGGCCAUCCUACUCGGUAAUAGUUUCACCGUAGCUGUGUUUUUGUCCACAUCACACAUGAUGGAUAACUACAUGAAUAUCUAUCUGACGAGUCUGAGUUUUGCUGAUAUGUCCAUGGCGUUGUUAGUAGUCCCGGGGUUUGCCGCGUUUUGCAGUGGUUGCUCUUACAAGUUAAGCGAAUAUUGCUGGUUUUUCGGUGGCGCUCGGGACAUUGCCUUUCCCGCAACAGUGCUCAACUUACUCGCCAUUACAUACGACCGACAUUCGGCCGUACUAAGACCCUUGCAUUACGCCUCGACGAUGACCAGACGUAAGGUUUUUACCAUUCUCAUUUUCGUCUGGUUUAUACCACUUGUUGUUUCGUCCGUAAGAAAUGCGUGGCAACAUUCAAUGGAUGAGACUGCGGUGAAACGCUAUGAAACAGUGUAUAAUGCAGUAUUAUCAGUAUUAUUUACAUUUUCACCAAUCCCAAUAUUAUUCUUAGUCAAUAUAAAGCUUAUGAGAGCCAUAAGAAGCCACAGAAGUCGGAUUCAUGCAGAUAUGGUGGAAUCUUUAACUUUAACGAAUGCAUCGGAGAGAGGGCUCUCGGAAGGAAACCGCGUUACUAUUUCCGACACGAAUUCUGUGAGUAAAAGUAUACGGGAGCGAAAUCGCAGGAAUAUAAGUCGGAGGAGAAAGGGAACCAUGUCUUGCGUUUUGAUUGUUUUAAUAUUUAUUAUUUCCUGGCUUCCAAGAGCUUUCUUCAACUUUUGCAGCCUUUUCGGUCGAAGCGAUUUAGCUAGUCCUCUGCUAAGGAAACUGUCUUUGUUCUUCAUUUUCUGCCAAUCCUCUGUCAACCCGAUCAUCUACUCCUUUUUUAGAAACGACUUCCGUCAAGCGGCAAGAAGGUUAAUUAAAAGGAUUGCCUGAACAGUUUUAACAAAAAGACUAAUUUCAGUUUUUCUAACACUUUGGUGUAAAAAGGUUUACUUAUGCUAAGAAAUCGGAUGUGGUGUUUUGUUCGUUAAACGGCGAGGAGAACUUCUUCAUUGAUUCCGAACUCAGUUUAUGUACAAUAUCUUACUUCUGUGUAGAGAAAACCUCUGGAUUAGCCCUUCUGACAACCUCAAAAGAGAUUGACAUCUACAUUUUUAUGACGUAUAUUCCUAUUGGGAAUCAGUUUCCCAAUAACUUUUGGGAAUUUUUCGUUUGUUUACACUGCAAUAGCUUUAUUAUUUACAUUUCAAGCAACACUUGCGAAUUUUUUUGUGAUGUUAAAAUAAACCACCUUUAUUUCCGUCUAUUUACGUUUCGGAUUCGGCAUCGCGGAAGCGUUAUAACAAUUUUGAGAGAAUUAAUUACCCAGGCUAGGUUCCUUGGAAGGUGUGAAUGAAGCCAAUUUUAAGAUCAAGAAGUCCUUUUAAGUAAAACCUCGUACCUAAAAGUUCCAACAACUCAAAAACUUUUCGGUGGUAUUCCUUGCGAGUUGUUAUAAAUUAUGUAAUUAACUACGUCAUAAUACGCGCAAGAUGUAUUCUGAAGUUCUACAACAAUAAAGAGCAGUGUGUUGAAUCAGAUGAUCGGUCGUUACAAUAGUUGUAACAUUGGUGCCGAGACUAGAAUUCAGUACAAUGACUGAAGAAAUUAGGAAAAUGAAGUCAAUCCGGGCCGCGUACAAAGGACACUGUUCACAACAUUUUUAAAAGGGCCGAAAAACUGAUAAUAUCAGAGACCCCAGACCAAACAAAAUUGGAAGCACUGGUGGACAGACUUACACGAAGAGGUAUAGAAAUAACACGGAUGGAUACAAAAAUUGCGAUGUCAUUGGAGACAGACGAAGAAAUCCAAACAGACACGGAAUCAGCCUUAUCGUUUCAAGACAAUAUAUCAUAUUAGCAAUUCAAAAUCGCACACCUCCAAACAAGAUAUACCGGUUAGCCAAUUCCAAUAUAGUGAUUCAAAACAAACACCAACCGCAAGAAUGCAUGUAAAUUUACCCAAGCUAAACAUAAAAUCCUUUGGAGGAUACCCCCUUGAAUGGCUUACAUUCCGGGACAGCUUUAGCGCUAGCGUAGCUAUCGGUAAAAAUCUUCAACUGGGUGAUGUGAAGAAAAUGAAUUAUCUAAACGAAAUGCUUACAGGAGGCGCUGCGCACACUAUCUCUGGACUGCCACUGACUAAAGAAAAUUAUAAAAAGGCAGUUGAUCUAUUAAAGGAGCGCUUUGGAAAGACUCAUUUCAUCAAAGCUUACAUGGAGUCUUUAUCCAAGAUUAAUGCGCCAUCAAGUGAAACAAAAAAUCUGCGAACAUUUUAUGACACUCUCCCGGGCAGAGAAUAUAAAGAGCGAAUAUAAAAGAAUGUAAAAAACUAAUAUAAAGACUGAAGUUAGUGAUAGAAUAUAAAGCUCCACUAUUAUUAACUUUUCGUUUGUAGGGAAACUGGAAAUUUGUUUUCUAUUAUCGUAUUGAGGUUUGUGACUCACCACGAUAAAACAUUCGAGUUGUUUAGUUCGUUAGUGAGCUUUCUUUUCAUAAAAUUGGAAACAGGGACAAGGUAAAUAGUAAGUUAAUAUUAUUAUCUUUUCAUGUUUCUCAAUUUAGUGAGCUUUUUGCGUUGAAAACCUUCGAGUCCGAGCAAAAUUAUGUUAGCAAAUGGCGCCGACAAUUUCGCAAUCACAGUUUUCAAGCACGUAGAAUCUAUUUAGUUAACUUUUAAACAGUCUAGUAAAUUAGGAGUGUAUGGUAGGUAGUAUUUAUAAUCAUAAGGGAAAAACUCUAACAUUAAAAAUGACAACUUUAACAUCGAACCCUGGAAUCAGGCGCCGUUUACAGCUAUUUCGAGAAAGGUUCUCGGAAAAAGUGCACGCGACACUCCCAAAAGGUAUUGUGGGUGGAAAAAAGUUCACUGCGCUUCAAAGAAAUUUGAAAGAAUGGCACGAGAGGCCCCAUUGACGUAUGUUUGGGAGUGCUAAAGGAAAGCAACAAGAGCAGAAUCAACGGCUACGAUGUCACAAACAGUGUAUUGAUCUUAUCCCACAUCACCUUUCGGGAUUGUUGCGUGCACAUUUUUUCAGACAACCUUUCUCGAAAUGGCUCUAUAUGGAGAAAACUUGUCCCCUGUAGAAGGGUCUACCAAAGCUACCCUGGGCGAGUUAACUGUUGUUACACUUACUUGGAAAACGUGGCGAACCGUUUACUUCAGUGAGAGACAAAAAGUUGACUCGGCCAGAAGGCAGACUCGUUCCCAGUCGCUAUUUAUGUGUUUUGGGGGUGCGAGAAGAUUGGGGAUUAGGUUGAGGCGCGCGCGGGGUCUCUUCCCAUGAGACCCCGCGCGCGCCUCAACCUAAUCCCCAAUCUUCUCUCACCCCGAAAAACACUUAAAUAGCGACUGGGGACAAGUCUGGCCAGAAGGAUGACUCCUAGUUGGGCCAACGUUUCUCCAUAUAAACGCUUUGCCUUGCCAAGCCGGCCGGUCAACUUGGUCAAGACAAGGCAAUCAGAGAACUUGUGAGCGCUGUUAUCAGCUCUUGGCUUUGGCCGGGCGGUCAAUUUUUUUUCUCACAUAAACGCUCGUUAAAGCACAGGUAACCCAGGAUCACUAGUUGUGUCACGUUAAACAAAGUCAACCAAAAGCAUCCAUAAUAACAAAUGUUUGGCAGAAAUGCAUAUGCCAUGGUUCGUACAAUCUUGAAAAGGUCUUGAAUUUUACUAGUCGUCUUGAAAAGUCCUUGAAUUCAGUUAAGGUCCUUAAAAAGUACUUGAUUUCUUUAUUAGGUCUUGAAAAGUCCUUCAAAUUCACGCGAAAUUCAUUGCCUUGUCUACGCCAACCACACUUUUCUGUAAAAUAAGAUUAUUUUCCCAAGGAAAAUUUGGCUCAUCCUCUGUGUAAGAACCUGUAAAACUCACGGGUAACGUGUGCAUGAACGAUAUUUCAUUUCUGUUUCUUUAUUCCAAAUGCUAUUUCUGUACCUCAAAAGCAAUUGCAAGUCAUACCUAGCCAUUUUGCAAAGUGUUGUUGCGGAAAGUAGUAUAAAAUAAUGUGAUCAACGAUGGCCGAAGCAGUAAAAGUGGUAAAUGACUCCAUGACGUGUUUUAGCUGAUAGGGUGAUCAAAGGGGGGUUAAAGAAUACCCAUUUAUUACAUAAAUCUCAAUCUCAAUCCUUCAAAACUGAAUAAUUGAAAUUGAUAAAGAAUUGACAUCGUUGACAAUUAAAGUUGUGUCGUCCGCAGAUUAGAAAUCUUAGAUUCUUUGUUUCCGGGGAGGUUUAUAACAUAGCAAGGCCUGUCCCGUCUCAUGAUGCUAAAAUUUCAACCACCGCUAGUGCGAAAAGCAAGGGGCUCAAGGCAAAACCUUGGAGGACUUUCCUUGGUCGCCAAUUGAGUAAACGAAAAUUUCAUAAAUUUUUUGGUUAAGCCUUCCUCCCCCGGAAAUAAAUUAUUCUCAAAAGAUUGAAGCGUGGUAAGCAGCACGCCAAUAGAAAAGUCAAGUUUCCAAUAGUUUUGUUGUCAUGGAACCGUGUUUGCUGACUUGUAGAAAUUCUGGACGUGAGUAAGUCUUGUUAAUUGGGUUAACGUUUGCUAUUUUUUUUCUACAUUUAGUUUUAAGCUUAAAAUAAGUUAAUUAAUUCUUUAAUAAUAAUAAUAAAUAAUAAUGAAUAAUUUAUAAAUUAAUUUUCUGUAUGAAAAUUGGAAAGGAUCUCUUUGGUUUCUCGCCUUUUUCGAUCCAGCAAACUGUGGAUCUAAAAACAGCCUCUUCUUCCCAUUGCAUUCAGAAUUGCCUCUCAAAUUAUGAAUUCGUGAAUUUUAUAUGAUUUUUUAUUCAUUUUGCUCUAUUUUAUCAGCAUAUGCGCUUUAUUUGAAUGGCUUAAAGAGCGUCUUACUCACGAGGCCAGCACCUACGCAAAUUUAUUGCAACAAAAUAAAGCGUUUACAUAACAGGGGCGUGGCGCCCAUAUACGCACAUUCGCCCUUGCGUACUGCUGAAAUCUGGAUUUAUUGUUAUUAUCUGAUCUGGAAUUUUUUUAUCUGGAUUUAAUAUUAUUAUUAUUAUUGAUAUUAUCUCUUCUGUCACAGUCUUUGCUGGUGUUCUUUUUGUGCAUCAGCCGGGCGCAAACCAUGCACCUGGAGCAUCAGUCACUCAAGUCAACCAUACUGUUCAUACACUAAGCACCUUCCUGAGGAUUCGUGCAGAUCCCAGCAUGCAGAUCUUUUGGGUCUCUAUCACAGUAUAUCUUUGAUUCUUUCUCGAUGUUUUCUACCAACCCUUCUUUACUGUAACAAGACCACCACCAACCACAGGGAUCACUUCGGUUUUCUUCUGCCACAUUCUCUAUAUUUCUAGGUCUAGGUCUUUGCACUUGCUUUUCUUUUCGAUUUCCCUCAGUGCGAGGUUUCUAUCUGAUGGAAUAGUCAUGCCAAUCAGUUUGUAGGUGGAUUAUUAUCAAUAUUAUUUUAUUUAUUUAUUAUUUUGCCACACACGUUGAAUUACAAGCAGAAUAAAAACGUUAAUAAAUAGGUUAAUUACAUUAAAUUUAAAAUUUGUACGUCACUUGGGAGGAGUGACUGUGGCGGGGAAAUCUCCGAGAAGCCGAGCUAACGAGGAAUAGAGAUUUCCCCCCACGGGCAAUUUAAAUACUAGGCGGCAUUUAAGAAAUAACGAAAAAAGUCGUUUAUUUAAGUAUAUAAGUGUGUUUAGAGGAAAAUAUAGAUAUAAGGUGUUAGGGUACUUAGGUUGCAUUCUGUCUGACCUAUUUCACUAGUUUAAGGGGCAUUUGGACAUCGUCUUCCUCAAAAUUUCCACGUUUUGAAUCAGAGUACGUCUUUGAGCGUGUUGCCGUCUUUGAGCGUGUUGCCGCCAUUAUUAUCACUAUUAUUAUUAUUAUUAUUAUUAUUAUUAUUAUUAUUAUUACUAUUAUUAUUAUUAUUAUUAUUAUUAUUAUUAUUAUUAUUGUUCCUGUAAGCAUUUUUAUCAUUAACUCACGAUGACUGAUAAAUUUUUAGUAUGAUGUUGGUGUCUGUGUUAGUAUUUCCUUUCUCCUUUUAUCAUUCUAUAAACGGACGGCAAGAAACAUUAUGGUGGUUUGAAAAACAAAAAAUAUUCCCUUCCCUGCCACCUCACAGUGUCAGCCUCACCAGUCCCCAGUGUACCUUACGGAUAACAAUAGAGAUGGCUAAAAUAAACAACUAAGUACUGCAUUUUUCUUAGUAUUUAUUCACUGAAAAUUUCUCGCAGAAAACGCAGAAAAAUGGCAUUUCCGAGUCCAUAAAUUUAGAAUCGCCCUCGGCGCCUUAACUUUUCCCGUGCGUACACAUUCAAAAUCUAACGCUACACCACUGCAUAAGAGAAGCCAGCUGAGAAGCGUUCAACUCCCACGAGAUUAUUUUGGAACACAAACGAGGCCGCAGUUUCCAUGACGUCGUGUGAAAACGCUGUAUACUGAUAUAUCUCGAUCAAUAGAUAACUCCUUUUAAACUAAUACUCCUGUAGGUUAUUGAUAAUUAUGAUUGUAAAUUUGUUCUUUGUUCGCUACUGUCAGGGAUGUUGUUACCUUCGGAAGAGUAAUCUGAAAUGUCGGCCGUCUUCACGCCCUAACCCCUGGGGGGCGCGGGGAAGGAACUUUCCACCCCCCCUCCCCCAGGGGUUAGGGAGUGAAGACGGCUGGCAUUUCAGACUAUUUUGAGAUUUAUUAGUUUACAUCAAUUUUGGAUUGUAGCUACCCUUGUAAAUAGAACCCUUGUUUCAAACAUUUAGAGCUUCUCUUUGAAUCAGCUUGCUUCAGGGGAUGAACUGCCACAACGUGCAAUGUAUCUGACAAGUUCACUAGAAUAUCGCAGAAAACAUCAAAAAAAUCUCCCGCUCGUGCUUCGCGCUUGAGAACCUUUUGAGCUCGGCUUUAGGUUCUUUUUACAAGAGUGUUUUCACACACGUAGCCAGCGCCUAUGCAAAUUUAUAGGAACAAAAGAAAGCGUUUGCAUAAGUAAAGAUUUUAACUCCCACACAUUCUCCCACACUGGUUCGGAACAACAACAUGGCCGCCGUGACGUCAUGUGAAAACUCUCUAUAAGUUGUCAUAGCUUUUAUUCGGCACGAGGAUGGUCCAGUGACUUCCCCAUCAAGCCAGCGGGUCUUAAAUGAAAACGGAAACUUGAUUGAAAUCGAAACCUUCUGGGCAGAAUUUUUAUUUCAUUUUAUUUUGCCACACACUACAAAAGAAAUAAUGAAGAAAAGAAUAGCGAGAAGGCCUAGGGGAAUCUGUGUAGUUUACGUUAGGUGGGCCUUCUCAGUUAUAGAUGGUUUUCACAGUGACGUCAUCAAAUUGUAAAGUCAAAAUAGCUAGGUUUUACGGAUUCUUAUUUGUACUACGUUGAAGAUAAACAAAAAAUAAAUCUUUGUACAAGUUUCCAUUCCCGAAGCAUGUUUCAUUUCGAAAAUGGAGCAAUUUGAACUUCCAGGUUUUCACUGUGCGUGACACCAAAAUAGAAAUGCUUUCUCGUUGAAAAAAAGUCUCUUUUCUUCAUUUUCAGCAUUAUAACCAUUUCAAGUUUUAGAAGAUAUGUUUAUGCGCACGUAUUCUAGUUCUCGAGUGAAAAAAAAGAGCUAUAGAAAAAGUGAAUUCCAGAUGUUUUUGUUGAUUUCCGGCGGCCAUAUUGGUGCACCAAAAUGGUGCACCAAUAUGGUGUCUCCAUACAAAGCUCUACAAGGGUGCGUGAAACGUUUCGGCAAAUAACUCGGAAACUGUGGGUCACAAAGACCUGAGACUUGGACAAAUUGUUUAUAAAUUAGUCUUUUAUAACAUUUCAUUUUCUUGGCUUCUUCUACUGGACGGUUUCCAAUUUAUUUGUUCGUUGGGUGACAGUGAAAACGAUCUAUAAUUUUACAAGGUGAAAUUAAAUAAUGGCGACAGCAGAGGACGCGUUGGCGAUAUCGGUGUUUAAGGUGUUGUAAAAUUUAGGUCCUUGAUAAAAAAAAGAGAGAAAGAAAAGAAAAGUGUUUGAUAAGAGUUCGACACAAAGGCAAUUUAGUGAUUGUAAACCAUGAAAUUUUAAAAUACCAAUAUUUUUAAAGAUUGGAUCAGUAGGUGCAUCGAAAUGGGCUUUAACUGAAAUAGCUCUAACCUGGCCAUUCUUGUAACUGAAAAACAUUCGGUGGCACGGGUGUAGGCGAGAUUUCCUUUCCAAAAGCUCUCCGUUAGAUGGGCGCGCAAGCAGAAAAGAAAGCAAGCACAGUUCUUAAAAAAAAUAGGCGAAACCCUAAGGCUUUGGCUGUUCUUUAUCCUUGGUAUUCGUGUUCGCUUUUCCUUUACAUCACAGGUUUGCAUUGAACGUGUUUUUAACCAGUGACGACAAUAGUGAGAAGUGUGACGUUAAGUUACCAUGGUAGCAAAACUUUUGGAUCACAACAAAAGGGAGCUUAGGCAACAAAGACGGAAAACGGCAAAAAGAGCAAUAAGUUUAUAUUAGUAAAACAACAACUUUUUUGCAUACAUUUUAGCCAUCCUUGCACGACUACGACAUGAAACUUCCUAUUUCCACGCGCCCGCUUUAUGGAGUAGGUGAACUAGACCCAAAAAGUUUGUUUUUUCUUUUUCUAAACUCAGAUACGGUCCUUUCGAAUUCAAUCCAGAAAAUGUCGCCAACAUUCGACAAAUUAAAUGAAAUUGAAUAAGAUCGAUGAGGUUUGAAAAAGUACGAAUUUACUUUUUAAGUGAAUUUUCGGUUUGUUGUCAUCCAAAAAUUUUGCUACCAUGACAACGUGACGUAACGACUUCUCCUCUCUAUCAAGACAAAAGGUUGUGAAAAUUAAUGAAGUACAGUCGAACCUUCCGUAGGCGAUCACCCAAAAUGCAAAGAGUGAGUGGUCGAUUACGGGAGGUGGUCGUUUACAAGAAUCGAAUCACAGGGGGCAUUUUCCGAGAAGAGGUCUAGGCACAUCUACUUUAUGGAAUAUAAUUUAUUGCUUGCAAUGUCUAAGUUACGACAUGUGUAGUUCCAUGUUGUGACUAAAGUUCUUCGUAUAUUCUAAGUAGCAUAGUGCGCACAGCGAAUAUAGAGAUCAGAGAAGGCAUCAAGUGGCUCCUUCCAAGAGGUUAAAAAAAAUGGAAAAUCAUUAACCGUUAGGCCCCAAAAUGGUCGCGGUCGCUUACAGGAGGUGGUCGUUUACUAGAGGUACCAUUUGUAAGGCUUUGACUGGGAAAAUUUUGGUGUUUUUGGAUAGGCGGUCGCUUAUGGGAAGCAGUCGCUUAUGGGAGUAAGCAGUAUUCUACAACCUCACGUGAACUCUAGAACGCGUGAUCUUGCUAAGGUAAUAUAAGAGUGUCCUGGAUUGGACGGUGAAGCGGUUAAAAGGCGCUUGAUGUUAUGACCUUCUGGUCAGCUGUACCGGCCAAAUGCCGAAUAAACACUACCGCCCAGUAGUUGUUGACUGGAUGGUUUCGUUGUAGAGAGCUAUUUACGUGGUAUUGUUUUUUGUUCUUUUCACUUUGUUUUGGUUUGUAGUCAAACAACAUGUUUAAAAUGGAGCUCGGGUUCUUGCUUACAGCUGGUAACAAAACAACGGAAGUUUUUUCAACAAAACCAUAUUAUUUUACCACCAAAUUUAUCUUUCAUUCUUAAUGCGUCUGUUAUUUGCUUUGCCGUCUCUAUAAGCAACUGAAAGCAGCUUCUAUAAAUUAUGCCAGCGUCCCUUAAUGUUUUAAUUUGGCAGCCCGGUUUUCCUUGAAUGAAAACUCUGGCUAAUUGAUCUUAAACGUACAAACUUAAUUAACUUCCACCGGCUGAUAGAUCUCAGUAGCUGUUCGCCAUUUCUUAGUGAAGUACGAUCGAAUCAGCCCUCGGUACUUGCAAUCUCAGCGAUGUCUGAAGGUUUUGCGAAUAAUUCCUCUUUGAUGCCACUUGGUUUUCUAAGUUUGCCCACGUUUCAGAGCCUUGGAGGUCGUAUCAUCGAUAAAAACUGUAGCAGAGAACUGGAUUUUCUUUUCUGGUUCAUAAACGGAGCCAUUGGAACCAUCAUAGUUAUCGGAAAUUUCCUGACUUGUGCUGCAUUUCUUCGCUUUGAAAACCUCAGACGGAGCUACAUGAAUCUAUUUCUGUUAAGUCUGGCUAUUUGCGAUGCUCUAAUGGCAGUCUUAGUAACCCCUGGGUAUGCUGCAUUCUGUACAGGUUGUGUAUACUCUUUGAGCAAACUUUGCUGGCUCUUUGAAGGUGGUAAAGACAUCUGCUUCUUGAACUCAACUUUCAAUCUUCUCGCCAUCUCUUAUGAUCGAUACAUGGCUAUUUUCCAGCCGCUUAAAUAUCAAACGAAAAUGUCGCUGAGGAAAUUUCGCCUGAUUUUGCUGGCGGUCUGGAUUACACCAGUUUGUCUUGCCUUAAUCCGAAACAUAUGGUCACACUCACAACCUAGCGAUGUAGUGGAGGAAUGGAACAGAAUUUAUUCGUACUGUCUACUUUUUAUUUUUGUUUUUGUCCCAAUUCUUAUCGUCAUCGCCAUCAAUGCCGCAAUUUUCACCGCCAUUAGACGACAGAGGCUAAAAGUAGCAACUUCAUACGGAAAAAUCUACAGAUAUUGGUGGAGACGGAAAUAUCGCUUACACUAUCUUCAGAUACGAAAAGGGACCCUUUCUUGUGCACUAGUGGUUUUAACUUUUGUAGUUUGUUGGCUCCCACGAACAUUCUACUAUCUGUUUUACUUGUUCGAUCGUCCUGAUCUAGUAACGCUACUUCUUCGGAAAUUGUCGGUUACUUUUCUCUUGUUUCAAUCGUCGACGAAUCCCUUUAUUUACUCCUUUUAUAGGAGAGAGUUCCGACAAGCGGUCAAAAUUUUAAUCAAAUGUCAGUGA